Clupea harengus (Atlantic herring) is the source of this 1192-nucleotide messenger RNA. RefSeq names its product protein CASP-like (gene cux1b). Bases 37 to 360 code for a protein of 107 amino acids. Lineage: Eukaryota; Metazoa; Chordata; Actinopteri; Clupeiformes; Clupeidae. The transcript is spliced from 6 exons. Gene Ontology annotation, biological process: regulation of transcription by RNA polymerase II; intra-Golgi vesicle-mediated transport. Gene Ontology annotation, molecular function: DNA-binding transcription factor activity, RNA polymerase II-specific; RNA polymerase II transcription regulatory region sequence-specific DNA binding. The record is from RefSeq and is a predicted model, not a curated record. Gene Ontology annotation, cellular component: nucleus; Golgi membrane.
UACCCUGGCAGAGCCGGGAGUAGUGAUGACACUGUGAUGCGCUACUCCACUCAGUAUGAAGAGAGACUUGACCCGUUUUCAUCCUUCAGCAAGAGGGAGCGCCAGCGCAGAUACCUGAACCUCAGCCCUUGGGAUAAAGCUACACUGAGUCUGGGGCGGGGCAUCCUGUCCAGUAAGACGGCUCGCACCAUCGCCUUCUUCUACACUCUCUUCCUACACUGCCUGGUGUUCCUGGUACUGUAUAAAACAGCGUGGAGUGAGAGCGUUGGCCGCGACUGUGCUGCAUUCUGUGCAAAGAAGUAUUCUGAUCACCUCCAUCAUUUCCAUGAAGAUGGGGGGAAUGGAGACAUGUGGCAGUGAUGUCAUCACCCUCUGUCCCCUCCCACCCCUGCAGACUCCACCCUCUCCUGAGAACAGCUCUUGAUGCUGUGUGUGUGUGUGUGUGUGUGUGUGUGUGUGUGUGUGUCUUGAUGCAGUGUGUUCUUCUGACCACCAUCCUCUUAAUGCAGUGUGUUCCACCAUCUUUAGGCACUGGGGGUGUGUGUGUGUGUGCGUGCGCGUGUGUGUGCGCGUGUGUGUGUGUGUGUGCGUGCGUGUGUGCGUGUGCGUGUGUGUGUGUGUGUGUGUGCGUGUGGCAGUGCUGAUGCUUCCUUAGGUCUCUCUAAGCAUGUGUGUGUGCGUGCGUGCGUGUGUGUGCGUGCGUGCCUGUGUGUGUGCGUGCGUGUGGCAGUGCUGAUGCUUCCUUAGGUCUCUGGGUUAGAGGCUAGUGCUUGAGUUAGGAGUGACUUAAAGGCUUAAUAUGCAACUCUGUCUGUAAACCUUUCAAUGACAUUGUAACUCUAAUCUCUAAUAUGAAACUGUAACUCUAAUCUCUGAUAUGAAACUGUACGUGUAAACUUGGGUCUGAAGGUGCAGAUUUCAUCUUUAGUUGGUGAGCCUCCUGUACCUGGCUGGGAUUAUUGAAUACACACAGGCACGAGCCAUUGAACCAGCCACUGGGCACUGGGGGUGUGUGUGUGUGUGUGUGUGUGUUCGGGGUGUGUUCUGUACUCUUACGUUGUGUGUGUUCUUAAGCUUUCAGGGUUGUUUAGUCUAUGCAGAUCUAGUUUGGGCGUGUGUGUGUGUGUGUGUGUGUGUCUCUCUACCUAUGAUUUAAUAAAGCUCUACUCCCCGCUCACGGUCUUGACUUAAA